This is a messenger RNA of Cylas formicarius (sweet potato weevil), 4184 nucleotides long. RefSeq names its product leucine-rich PPR motif-containing protein, mitochondrial (gene bsf). NCBI's taxonomy places the organism in Eukaryota, Metazoa, Arthropoda, Insecta, Coleoptera, Brentidae. Gene Ontology annotation, molecular function: protein binding. The coding region runs from base 27 to 4022 and encodes 1331 amino acids. The transcript has 6 exons. The record is from RefSeq and is a predicted model, not a curated record.
UCUGUGGUCUGUGCACGAGGAUAAAUAUGGCUUCUAUAUUGAGGUCGUCGAAAUUUGUACGCUAUAUCGCUGGAUUUGCCAGAAACGUGGUUGUAAGUACACCAAGAGAAUUCGACGGAAGCCUUGUAAACACUGCGAAUCCACAAUGUCUAUGUGGGGCGUUGUCAAGAUCUUUGACCUCGCAAACGUCCGCGCAUCACGACCAGAGCCUCGAACUAAGACUCAAAACAUUAGACCAAGACGUUCGAAAGUCCGGUAGAAUCUCCCGAAGGGAUAUUGAAGAUAUUCUUGAAGAAAUCCGAAACACACGCUCUGCCACCAGCUCUCAAUCUCUUCUUGUUAUUCGGUGUUGCGGCAGUUUAGUUCCAGAAGAACUACCUGAAGUUAGAACACAGCUUGUGCAGGAAAUAUGGACAACUUUGAAAAAAUUAAAUGUUCCCAUGGAUGUGUCACAUUACAAUGCCCUGUUGAGGGUCUAUUUAGAAAACGAGCACCCGUUCUCUCCAACAGAUUUUUUGAGUGACAUGGAGAGCAAAGGCAUAGAACCGAAUCGAGUUACUUAUCAGAGGCUCAUUGCUCGUUACUGUCAAAAUGGUGAUAUUGAAGGUGCUACCAAAAUUUUGGAAUUUAUGAGGGAAAAACAAAUGCCAGUUAAUGAAAAUGUUUUUAAUGCUCUCAUUAUUGGUCAUUCCGAAACAGGAGAUAUGGAUUCUGCUCAGGGCAUCCUUUCAGUAAUGUCUCAAGCAGGUCUUGAGGCCAGUGCUGAUACUUACACUACUCUUCUUUGCGGUUAUGCAAAGAAGGGUGACAUUGACAAAAUACUUAAAAUUGCUGAUGAAUGUGAAACCAAAGAAAUUUACCUUCUUGAUAAGGAUUAUUUAGAUAUAAUAUAUUCGUUGGCCACUAAUGGACACUCCCAACAUGUACCCUUAAUAAUUCGUAAACUUAGGAAAUCAGUUGGCUAUAAUCAGGAUGCAAUAAAUAUGAUACUGAGGUUAAUCAACAAGAACCAAGAGCCUGCUGCUUAUGAAAUAUUAAGAUCCAUGUCUAGAGGAACUCGAUCUGAUGGCACCUUAAUGCCGGUAGGCAGUUUUUUUAUAAGGCAGUUGGUAAAAUCGGGAAAACCUGUAGGACUGAUUCAAGAAUAUUGUGAUAGACUUUCCUCAGAGGGCUUUUAUGAUAGAGGUUUUUUUUUGGCCACUGAAGUCGCCAUGGAAAUGGGUAAAGAGGAAGUAGCAUAUGAACUGUUUAACAAACUUCAAGAAAAGGGCAUAGAGAUAAGACAGCAUUAUUUUUGGCCUUUGAUUGUAUCCAAAGGCAAGGAAAAGUCGGAACAGGGAAUCAUUAAAAUUUUGCAAAAGAUGGGUGAUUUUGGCUUGACUCCGAAUAAUGAAACUAUUAGGGACUAUGUCUUGCCUUAUCUCCAUGGUAACAGUAGCCAUAUUUUAGAGGUGUUGAGAGAUACUAGUGUGUCCAUAGCUACAAUUACCAGUAGUCUAGUAAUUACAUUGCUUCAAAAAAACAAUAUAGCAGAAGCUGCAGCAUUAGCUUCUAGCGUUAAUGCCUAUUACAUUCCAGAACAGGUGAGGCAACCCUUAACUCGAUCCUUUUAUGAAACAAUGGAUAUUAAUUCUUAUAUAACUAUUCUUCGUUCAGUUUACGAAAAUUUAGACAGAAAAAGAAAUACAAAGUCUGAUGAUGCUGAAGAAAUUGACCGUAGUGAGAUCUUAGGAUCUUUCGUGUUGGCGCUGGCAUUUCACCCAAAGUUCUUAAAUGUUUUAGUACCUGUGCUGUCUAGAUUAGUAGAGCAGGGUUUGAGUAUUUCUACAACAUCUGCUCAGAAGAUAGAAGAAAAAUUAGGUGAAAAAAUGACAGAAGAAAUCUCAGUUUUACUUGGGAAAUUGACAUCUGGUGAAUUAACCCCAAUUCCCUUUGAGAAAAAGAAACCUAUAUACACGCCGGCAGAUCAAAUGAACAUUCAGCAGCUAGAGAUUUUGAUCAAGAAUCUUGAAUCCAAAGGGCAGGAUACCAAGGGAUUGAAAAGAAAACUUUUUACUUUGUACUACCGAGCCAAAGAUCUGGAAAAGAUGGAGUAUUUGUUAGAAGAUCUUAAGAAACAAGAUUUUGUCAUAAAUAGUGGUAUAUAUGCCCAAAUGCUAGAUAUAUAUGCUUACAAAGGAAUGCUGGAACAGGCAUUGGAGCAAUAUGAGAAGCUAAAGCAAAUGGCGGUUGAUCAAUUUGUGUUGGACGAAGGGAAAGUCAUAAAUUUGGCCCAUUUGUUGGCUAGGAAUGGACGUUUUGAUGAUGCAAUUAAACUUUUGGAAGAAACCUCGGUUGACACUAAAUUAGGUUCAAAUUACAACUAUUUUGGUCAAGUAUGGCGUUUCUUAAAUUAUUUGGCUGAGGAAGGAAGGGUAGAUGAACUUAACCAACUUUUUGAUGUUUUGCUUCGUAAAGAAUUAAUCGAAGUCAAUAAUGGAUGCCUGGGACCUCUUAUAAAAGUUCAUUUAGUCAGAAAAGAAUUGGACAAAGCUUUGGAAAAAUUUGAAUGGGCAGUGACCAAAUUUCGUUGCACUCCUUGGAAAAAUGAACUUGCCUGUCAGUUGAUUCAAGUGGAGGAUGCUGAAAACCUACAAAAGCUGACUGAUUUAAGUACAGUGGUGCAUGGAGAGAUUAACAGCCUCUAUGAUUUAGUCUUCUCAUUUGUGGAAUGCGGUAGGAUAAGGCAGGCUAGAAAAAUUUUGGAGACGCCUGGCAUGCAGAACAGACCACAAAGAAUAAACAACGCUUGUGAAAGAUAUCAAAGUGAAGGAAUGAUUAAACCACUUGAAGAUUUGAGGGAUGCAACUAGAGAUUUGAACCACAUUGACCGCAGUGAUAUUUAUUACCAACUUCUUUUGAGCUAUAUUAAGCAAGACGAUCCUGAAAAGUGUCUCGGCUUGUGGACGCAAAUGCAAGAAGAAGACAUACCCCCUUCAGAAGAUUUUCUAUUGAAAUUGAGCAAUUUUUUGAAUGAAAAGAACCUUGAUGUCCCUUUUGUGGUACCCAAUAAAACGUCAGCCGCUGGGGAACCUGCUCAUCUUAAAUCUACAUUUAAGCAAAAACUGAAUGCCAAUGAUAUUGAUGGAUGUUUAAGGUUAAUUAAGAACAGCAUAGAAAGUUUUUCACUUAGUGAUUUAUCAGUACUUAUUGAGAAACUUGUUCAGAGUGAUCGUCUCAAAGAAGCCUCAAAUUUGACAUUGAACGUUUUGGGUCGUGGGCAGGUGCCAGCUACCAAAGUACUUAAAUUUUUGGCAAAUAGAUUGGCAUUAGCAGGGAAUACCGCAGCUCUAGAAGCUUUAGGCAAAAAGAUCAACCACAAUAUGGAAAAGGCUUUAUCUUUCCACAACAAACUUUGUCAGGCGUACCUGGUAGCUGGUAAGGGGGACCAGUUUCUCCAUAGGCUAGAAGCUGAAAUUGACAAUGUCGCAGAAGAGAAUCUGGAAUAUGUAGGCGAGAAGUUUCCAAGGGGCGGGGCAUGUGGUAUUUUGGAAAGGCAUCCUGAAUUAACUGGAAAGUAUGAGGAAAUUGCUAUUAAAUAUGCCAAAAAGAACUUGUUGGGGCCAUUAAACAUACUGUGGAAUCAUUAUUUCAUAGGAAAGGAAGCUGACAAAGCAAACCAGAUUUGGAAUGAGUAUCUGGUAAAGGCUCCUAAAAUAAUGUUUCAAAGGAUAGUGAAACACGCCAGGGAACACAAAGAUGACGACUUGAUACAAAAACUUAUCAAUCAUUUGAAAAUUGGUCAAGUGACAGAAGGUGCUAUGGGCAAUGCUUACAGCUGUUACUUGGAUAUAUUGGUGGCUAAAGGAGAUGCCCAAGAAGUCAAAAAAGUAUUUGAGAAAGCUCUUAAGGAAGUCAAGAUUGAAUCUCUCAACAGGACAGCUGUAUUAAGGGUUAAAGCGUUGUAUGAAUCAUUGGGUGAAGUCUUUAAUUAUCCAAUUCCAUCAAAGAGUGCCAAGAAGGUUGAAGAAGAGUCUUUGUAGGUUAGACGGCCUUGUGAUUGUGUUUUAUUAAGUAUUAAAAUUUAAGAGUUUAAUAAAUAGAUUUUUUUGUGUUCAUUGUUUAGGGGGACUAAGUUUUUGAGUGCAAGGAAUCAACAUUGUUUUUAUUUCUUAUCAAUCUUCAGUUAACUCAUGGGGAGCAGA